Protopolystoma xenopodis is the source of this 1539-nucleotide messenger RNA. The record is from the annotation of a GenBank genome assembly. NCBI's taxonomy places the organism in Eukaryota, Metazoa, Platyhelminthes, Monogenea, Polystomatidea, Polystomatidae.
AAACCUUCUCACUCCUCUGCCCUCAUUGAUCAGGAAGUAAUUAAGGGCCAGAUGACCGGCGAUGCUCGGCUACAAGUAGUUUCUGUUGCCCAGAUUACUGAUGCUUUUGAUGCACCUGGAGGGACCAAAUGCAAUUCUAAAGUUACCAACAGUGCGCCCAUAGAGAGGAGUCAACAAUCCUGGUCUGGGAAUACAUCUGGUGUUGAAUCGGCAUCUUCAGUGGCCGAGCAGGAUUCUGGAAUUGGCCAUUUGUCAUCUAGUCCUGGGCCGCGCAGCCGAGGUGAACCAGAAGGGCUGUGUCCAGGAGCAGACCUGGACGAAGAAGGACCACACAGUUCUAUUAGACAUGCUCAGCUUCAUAUGUUUUCUAGUAAAGGUGGUUUCGGAGUCAAUGCUAAAGACUUAUCGAUUUCAUGCACUAACGUUGGACUCCCUGACCCAAAAAACCGAAGUUCUCCAGGGUCGGACAAAUCAUCUCAUAUGAAAGAAUUCCCUCCGAAUUGCCUUUCACUUAGAGAAUCUUUCGAGCAGGUUCUUUCUCGUCGGCGUGAGAUUAUUCGCAUGAAUUUCUACUCGGAUGACGAAGCAGAUGAGGAAGGGCUUGAAGCUGAAUCUGAAGAGUCUGCACAUUUUGUCGGACAGACCUGCUCCAACAAUGAUCAGUCAGAUACACCAUCUUUCCUCAAUUCCUUGGUCCUGUUAGCAGAGGACCAGCCUGGCACUGAGUCUCUGCCAGCCACUGCAACACGUUCCUACCAGGGAACUCUCGGCUUGUCAGAACGGCCAUGCUUUAGCAAGUCGAAAGCUCAGGAAAUAGUUGCAGAAGAAGGAAAAUACCCAGGGGAGGUGGAAAUUGAUGCACCAGAUGUGGCUAAGCUUCAGACUUACUAUAAGCACGAUCAGGAGGGCCAAAAACAGGACAUCGUUUCAGCUUUUAUAAGCUAUGAUGAUGACGACGACGAUGAAGAUAACUUUGAGGAUGCAGCUGCUGCUGUAGCAGCCGCCAACUACCACCGGGUAACUACCUGCUGUGCACACCAGGCGGGGCUUGUAAUGGUUGCCGAAUCACAGAACCACUCUGACCUCUUUUGGCAUGCAUCAGGCAAUCGCCGGCCUCACCUGACAACAGAUUGGUCGGAUAGCACUGCCUUUGCGGACAAUGCUGCUGAUGCCGAAGUGGCAGCUAUCGACGCUGGUGGGUCUAACCCUGUGGCUUCUGCUGCCAUCAUCACGUGUGGCUCCGAUGGCCCUGUUGAUAAUGUAGAUGCUGAUAGCUCUUCUAAAAGAAACUGCUCCACCCGAAGAUUUAUCGGACGAGUAGAUUCUGAGGUUGAGAAAGCCAGCCGGUCUAUAUAUCGUAUGACGGAUAUCCGACUUGGUUGUCGUGACGGUGAAAGUGACGUAGAAGAAGGUGAGGACAAGGAUGACGAUGAUGAGGAAUCAGGAUUUGCAACUGUUCGUCGCAAUCUUCCUCCAUCCACUGGCAAAGACUAUUUGGCGACUGAUCCGGAUGGUAUAUAUCCUUAUAUUAUGACCUAG